Molecule: messenger RNA, 2239 nt
Organism: Drosophila ficusphila
Lineage: Eukaryota; Metazoa; Arthropoda; Insecta; Diptera; Drosophilidae
Gene: run
Product: segmentation protein Runt
Exons: 2
Coding region: 290-1819 (509 amino acids)
Biological process (GO): regulation of DNA-templated transcription
Cellular component (GO): nucleus
Molecular function (GO): RNA polymerase II cis-regulatory region sequence-specific DNA binding; ATP binding; DNA-binding transcription factor activity, RNA polymerase II-specific
Source: RefSeq, a predicted model, not a curated record
GAGAAUCAGUUCACUCAGCGACUUUAGCGUGUCGAGAACGCACAGAGAAGAGAUUUCGAAACCGAAAACAAAACCCGAAACCCAAAAACCGUUUCGAAAGCAAUUCGAAAUCGCGAAAUCGAAGUUCAGCAACAAGAGAAAACCCUUAAGAUUAAUAUACACAUAUACGAAUACGAAUUUUUUCCAAGUGACCCGAAAGUGAAGUGACAUAUAAACAUAUAAAAAGGCAAAAGCAAAAUAACUCCAAUACAAAAAGCCAACUGCAAGGAUUACGACUUUCGGAUACGAGAUGCAUUUGCCAGCGGGUCCAACGAUGGUGGCCAACAACACACAGGUCCUUGCCGCCGCCGCAGCAGCAGCAGCCGCCGCAGCAGCCGCAGCAGCAGCGGUCCAAGGUCCUGUCCCCCAAAAUAGCCAGAGCAACACUACCAACAACUCCACGACGAAUCCCGGCCAGAUGCCGAGCUUGGCCAACACCAGCACCCAUUCGGCCAGCAGCACGGGCAGCUCCACUCCGGAUCUCAGUACAAAUAACACCAGCUCGAGCAGCAACGCCACCAGUCCGCAGAACUCGGCCAAGAUGCCCAGCUCGAUGACCGACAUGUUCGCCAGCCUGCACGAGAUGCUGCAGGAGUACCAUGGCGAGUUGGCCCAGACCGGCUCCCCCUCGAUCCUCUGCAGCGCCCUGCCGAACCACUGGCGAUCCAACAAGUCGCUGCCGGGUGCCUUCAAGGUGAUCGCCUUGGACGAUGUGCCCGAUGGCACCCUGGUGUCGAUCAAGUGCGGCAACGAUGAGAACUACUGCGGCGAGCUGAGGAACUGCACCACGACCAUGAAGAACCAGGUGGCCAAGUUCAACGAUCUGCGCUUCGUGGGGCGAUCGGGACGCGGCAAGUCCUUCACCCUGACCAUCACCAUUGCCACGUAUCCGGUGCAGAUCGCCAGCUACAGCAAGGCCAUCAAGGUGACCGUCGACGGGCCACGGGAGCCAAGAAGUAAGCAAAGCUAUGGCUAUCCCCAUCCCGGCGCGUUCAAUCCCUUCAUGCUGAAUCCCGCUUGGCUGGAUGCGGCGUACAUGACCUACGGCUAUGCGGACUACUUCCGCCACCAGGCAGCCGCUCAAGCCGCCCAAGUGCACCAUCCUGCGCUGGCCAAGUCGUCGGCCUCCUCGGUGUCGCCCAAUCCCAAUCCGGUGGUGGCCACCAGCUCCUCGGCGGCGGUGCAGCCAACGGCCGAGUACCCACAUCCACCCACGGCGGGUCAGCCGGCGGCCAUGAUGCCAUCGCCACCGGGAGCGGCACCGGCCACUCCGUACGCGAUGCCCCAGUUCCCGUUCAAUCAUGUGGCUGCCGCCGCUGCCGCCAAGGCUGCCACGCCCCACGCCUUCCAUCCGUACAACUUUGCCGCCGCGGCGGGUCUGAGAGCACGCAACGCCGCCCUGCACCACCAGAACGAACCGGCCCAUGUGAGUCCCGCCUCCUCGCGGCCGUCGAGCUCCUCGCCCACCCAACAGCACGUCCUGCUCAAGCUGAACACCUCGAUCGAGACGAGCUCCAUCCACGAGCAGUCCGCCAGCGACGGCGACUCCGAUGACGAGCAGAUCGACGUGGUCAAGUCGGAGUUCGACAUGGACAAGAGCCCCCUGGAUGUGGCACCGCUCCGCAUGCGCUGCGAUCUGAAGGCUCCCUCGGCCAUGAAGCCGCUGUACCAUGAGAGCGGUCCCGGUGCGGUCAACAGUGGCCGCCAGCCAUCGCCGGAGACGACCACGAAGAUCAAGAGCGCCGCCGUCCAGCAGAAGACCGUGUGGCGGCCCUACUAAACGUUGGGGCUCUCAACUCGAAGCUUCCUGGUCCUGGAUCCAAAAAAACAUGAAGAACGAAAACAAAAAAAAAUCCAGAAAAAAACAAAGUGAUAAAACAGCGGCGGCGCAGAGCGGCAAGCGGGCAAAAAUUAUAAUUGUGAUAUAGUGUUAUAAGUUACGACGCCUCCGGCCGGCAAACGGAGCAGCCUCAUCAUUGGGAUAAAAGGAUACGCAGCAUUCAUUCAGCAAGUGGAAAAAGAAAAGAUAAAACUGGAUAAAGGACCCAAACCCUCCUUCCCUCUCCUGGACUUCAGACUCCGGCGAAGUUUUAUGCUCGACUCAUAAAAUCGUGUGGCGAGUUUAAGUCACAGGCCCUCGAUUUUCACCAGGAUUUACUCAUCAAAUCCAAGCCGAAAAACAAAAAAAAAAAACAAGAAA